Molecule: messenger RNA, 946 nt
Organism: Cyprinus carpio (common carp)
Lineage: Eukaryota; Metazoa; Chordata; Actinopteri; Cypriniformes; Cyprinidae
Exons: 4
Coding region: 12-671 (219 amino acids)
Source: RefSeq, a predicted model, not a curated record
UCAAUCUGCUGAUGGUGCUGGAUACUAGUAAAUAUGACUUGAAGAUAAUGAAGAGAAUAGAUAACAGAGCAGAUGAUCCAGUUUGUAGAGUAAAAUAUGUCAGGAUUAGGGAAUGUAAUCUUUAUAAUAAAAGACAUGAAGUGACAGUCAUUAAUGGGACUGUGAUAAUAAACCGUGUGAUCAGAGCAGAUUCAGGGAAUUACAGGUUAACUCUCGAUCGCUCAGAUGGCUCAGAAACAUCUAGAGAUCUUCAGGUGAUUGUUGAAGCUCCUAUUGGCUCAGUGGAAGUGUCAAUCAUCUGCUCCUCCAGUGGGGGGAUGAGGGUGUUCUGCUCCUCUGAGGGGGAUCAGCUCCUCUACAGCUGGACUCUGAAUGGAGAUCCACUGAUGGAUGGAAACAGCAGCAUUGAUCUGGAUGAGGGAACUGAUGGAAACAUCAGCUGCAGUGUGAAGAACCACGUCAGUCACGCACAGAAGACCAUUAGACUCAAACCCUGUCCUGUGUCUCUGGUGUUUGUUCUGGUCUGGUGUCUUCAGCUGAUGGUUCUGUUGGGUCUGUUAGGAGCUUUUCACAUCUACAUGAGACACACAUCAGGAAAGAAACAGGAAGAUCAGAAAGUGAGGAUGAGAAGAUUGAGAGAAGGACAUGUACACACAGCAGAAGAUUCAUGAGAGCAGCAGCAGAUCAUCACAUCUAUGAGAAAUAACUUCAUAAUCUCACAGAUUCCUCACAUCAAUCCAGCUUUCAGCUGUCGACUGCAGAUCUUAUAAUAUAAACCCAAGAGAUUAAUUAAAACCAGAAAAUAAGAAUUAAACCAGAUUUUCUCUCAUUUUAGUUAUGAAGAUUAUUUUCUGGACAUUUCUCUUUUGUAAUAGUUUUAAUGCUUAUAUUACUUAUGUGUCUUCACACUGAAUGAACUUGCAGUUCUUUUAUAUCAUUACAUGAA